Molecule: messenger RNA, 476 nt
Organism: Oryza brachyantha (malo sina)
Lineage: Eukaryota; Viridiplantae; Streptophyta; Magnoliopsida; Poales; Poaceae
Exons: 2
Coding region: 40-432 (130 amino acids)
Source: RefSeq, a predicted model, not a curated record
ACUUGUGAUAAGCAUAAUGGUGAAGGUAGUACCACUUCAAUGCCUCAGCAAGUUCCAAACCCAGACCAACAUAUAGUGCUAUCAAACACACCACAGAGCUCAACUCAAAGCAGGAAGAGGAAGUCAGCUGCAUCUGCCACCAUCAGUGCUGCAAGCAUGCCAAAGACAAAAAUUCCUAGCAACCAAAAGGCACUCCAAGUUGUUAGGGUCAAUGCAACAGCAAGAGUUGCAACACAUCAAGGUGGUUCCGCUACUGUCAAUUUGCAAGCCAUUGUACUAGGAUCCCAGGGAUCGACAAGUGCAUCAGUACAGAUCAAGUCUGGGAAAGCUUCUGUUUCUGUAUCAGCUCAAGAACCAGGAAAUGGCAAGGGAAAGAAACCUACUCCUGGUCCACUGCUACUUAUACCUCCAUGGGAAUCUGCCAAACUAUGAUGCCAUUUGUUGAAGGCUAUGAUGCCAUCUGUUGCAAACUGUGU